CCGGCGUUACGUCGCUCGAAACGAUGCAGGGCAAACGCGGUAUCUGUCCGUACCUACUAAUCUGCCUUGGCGUGUGCGUUCACUCGGCUGAUAUUUCUCUCGAAGAUGCGGCCGAAAAUCCUCUGGACAUCGAUAGACUCUCGAGCGUGGUCAACGAUCUGUUCAACUCGACCGACGAUUUGGAUCCCUCGCUGAUCUUGCAGGAUUUCGUGAGGCACCCGCUGCCCAUCAGCAAUUCCACGAUCGAGAUCUCAGACGGUCGACUCGAGUGCUACGAUCUGAUGCUCCAUGGGCUCAACAGUGUUUUCAUUCGAGAGGCCAUCGCGAACAUAUCGGGCCAGUACUUCAGUUUCUCGCUCGAGGUACCCUCGGCCCAGCUGAGAGGGAUGCAGAAAACGGCCAUCCAAGUUUCUUUCGUAGCUCUGAAUUCGCAUGGCAAGCUCGAACUGAACGUCAGUGACGUCUCGAUCUUCGGGAACGCGUCGCUCAAGAACACACCGACAGGAUUACAAGUCGAUUCCGUCCGCGCGAAGCUGGAGGUGGGUGCGGUGUCGGUCGCCAUUGAGGGUUUCUCCGAUUUAGCUCAAGGUCUAUUGAGCUUCGCCGGGAAAGAAAUCUUCGAUUACACCAAGCAGUCCAUGCUGAACGACUUCGAAAACGCCAUGACGAGAUAUGCGAAUGAAGAGCUCUUGAGAAGAAUUCCGGCAAACCUGAUUAAAUACGAGGAGGAUAAGCGUUUGAUAGACUCCAUAGUCCAACGAACAACAAGCACUCUCGUCGAAAAGGGCCUCGAACCUCAGGAGCUCCGACCGUAUCAGGCCCGAAUCGAUAAACUCUUCGUCCAGGGCGAAGUCGAAGUCACGAAUGCGUCGCUGGCUGGGCUCUCGACUUUCAGGCGGACCGGGGAUGUCUUGAUGCUCUACUCGAAUCGAACAUUGAUCCUGGAAGCGAGCUUCGGUUUUGAGAACUUGACCACCAAGUUCGAUUGGUCAGCGAAGCUUCUUGGAGUCGGACCCAAAGGUACGGCUCAGCUGAUUGUCACCGACACCAGAGUGAGGAUACGGAUAACUUUCCCGCUCCGGCGGGAGGCUCAGCUGCACGUUGAACGGAUCGAUAAAGUACGAAUUGGACACAUCGUCACUAAUAUCCAUGGACUGGGAACGGGAGACGCCGUGAGCGAGAUCAUCAUCAAUCUCAUGUCGAACAUUUUCAAAUACGACCUCGCCAAUUUCGUCAUUCAGACCGCCAAGGACCAGAUUCAAGAAGAAAUAAAUGCUAUAGAUUUGUGGACCUUCUCCAGGAAAAUCACCGCUUGAAAGCCUCAGUAGGGAUGUCAAUAGCUACCCGAAAUGCGUAGAGUCCGCUUUUCCGGGACAGCUUACUCUGCGCUCGACGCGGAUUGAAUAAAGAGAUCGACGAUAAUUAA
Galendromus occidentalis (western predatory mite) is the source of this 1426-nucleotide messenger RNA. RefSeq lists its product as uncharacterized. The record is from RefSeq and is a predicted model, not a curated record. The transcript is spliced from 8 exons. Bases 24 to 1316 code for a protein of 430 amino acids. NCBI's taxonomy places the organism in Eukaryota, Metazoa, Arthropoda, Arachnida, Mesostigmata, Phytoseiidae.